Clonostachys solani is the source of this 324-nucleotide messenger RNA. The record is from the annotation of a GenBank genome assembly. NCBI's taxonomy places the organism in Eukaryota, Fungi, Ascomycota, Sordariomycetes, Hypocreales, Bionectriaceae.
AUGAUGAAUACAGAGUCCCUUAUCCGAGUCACGGUAUGUGUGAAUCGGAAGCUUGGUACUACCGAGGAUGAAUUCAGUGAUUAUUGGGUGAAUAAGCAUGGGCCGCUUGCUACAGAGUGGCUGCUGCGAUGUGGCAUUGUCCGCUACGUGCAGUAUCACACUACUUCUAAGCAUCGCAAUUUGGCCAAAAAGAUGUCGGACGCUGUGGGACGUCCAAUGCUUCAAUAUGAUGGAAUGGGUGACUUUUGGGUUCGGAAAUACGAGGACUUUGAAGCGGCAUUCCUUGACGAGAAUAUCAAGAAAAGAUCCGGCCAGAUGAGCUGA